This is a messenger RNA of Nasonia vitripennis (jewel wasp), 5143 nucleotides long. It is a transcript of the gene Atu, whose product is annotated as another transcription unit protein. Gene Ontology annotation, cellular component: nucleus; Cdc73/Paf1 complex. Gene Ontology annotation, molecular function: RNA polymerase II C-terminal domain phosphoserine binding. The record is from RefSeq and is a predicted model, not a curated record. The transcript has 8 exons. Bases 2602 to 5070 code for a protein of 822 amino acids. NCBI's taxonomy places the organism in Eukaryota, Metazoa, Arthropoda, Insecta, Hymenoptera, Pteromalidae. Gene Ontology annotation, biological process: positive regulation of transcription elongation by RNA polymerase II; transcription elongation by RNA polymerase II.
GCUGGCGAUCCUCGCAAGGUGUGCAACGUCGGUAAGUUAAGCGUUGAGAGUGUUUUGUGUAGUGAAAGUGAGAUAGUGUCGUGCUGAUAUUGCCGAAGAAACUAGUUGUGAGGCUAUCUUUACAGGCGCUUAUACGAUGAGCGGAGUAAACGGUCAAAAUCUUACACCGAGCCAAACAAGGAAGCAGAAGAAGUACACGAAAGAGCAGAAACACGAGCAUAUUAUGAGAUCAAAAGUGGAUGGCCGAAAAGAAUGCAGAAAUUUGCCGACAGUCGGCAGUCCCGGAGUCAACGCUCCGAUAUUGGCUAGAUUCACGGCAUGACCAGGAUGUUAAACUGGUGAACGAUGUCAUCUUGACAUUCGCCGCUUAGGCUGCUAAGCUGGAUGCACAAAUCGACGACCAUGACAACAAUGGACGGAACCGAUUUGUUAUAAAAAGAGCCCCUUCUUCUUCUACUCAAUUUAUUGGCCGUGGGUCCUAUCUUGGACUCCGAUACGCCACUAUAAUCAUGUGUAAUUUUUGUAUUUGUGUUUUUUCUUAUGUAUUAUUUUUGGGUUAAACGUUUGUGCUACUCUUAUGACAGUAUAAGGCUAUUUCUAGAUUUUCGUUUUAAAGAAUAAGUAAGCUAGCAUAUUUAUACGAUAUAAAAACUGUACAUUGGCAUAAGAGUAGCACAAAACGUUUGCGAUUUAAUUGCGGAUUCUGAAAAUGCCUUAGGUUUUGCAAAAUUCGCAAUAAUUAUGUGAAAAAUUAUGUGGGGUUGAAUGAUGAUCUCCCUACACGCUUUCUACGGUAGGUAAGUAUGCGUAUGUGUAUAUUAUUCAAGGCAAACAUCCUCAUAGCCUCAUAGGCCAAAGCCGAAGUCACCCUUUGAUCGGCUGCCAGAAAUGAAGAAACAAGAAGACGUACAGGCGGCUAAUACUUUUCAGGAGUGAAAUUAAAUGAAGCGGUAAAUUAUAUUGAAAUUCGCUAGGUAAAAAUUAUUUUGAAUCUCAAAGACAAAACUCGAUUUUGUAUUUUUCUCGCUCGGCUCCUUAUUAAUCGCCUUGGUAAGACCUCCCAUAAGAGCAAUGUGUAUAUUGUAUUUCACCCUAAUUAUUUAUGUUCUAAUUUUCGCCACCUCAUUUGAUUUACACGUAAGUGCUUGGCGCUAGUGUGCCCUUACUAAGGCGAAAUUCGCCGCUGCGGGCCUGCGGCGCUGCAUCGCUGGUGGGUGACGUCGCGCAAAACCCUAGGCGAUGUCUUUAGGAGCACAAAAUAUAUUAACCCCGGGUCAUUCGAACGAGAAUUGAAAUACUCUAUACAAUCGCGAAAUGGUUUGAAGGUAGUGAAUGAACUAGAACAGUGUUUGGAGUUAAACCAGUUUCAAGGAUGUAUAUUGUCUCAAAGAACCUAAAUACAAGCUUCUACUAAUUAUCUGACUCUAAAGCUAAACUGAUAAUUCUACGGACUCGCGACUCUGACUGUUCUCCGGAGCGGCGGUGAUGCUGCAAGACCUCUGCUGCUAGCGUUGAGGGCGUGACCUUGAAUGAAGGGAUGUAGUUUUGACAAAUCAAAGCGACUCCGUGUGGACUUCAAGAACUACGAGCUCGAAUCAGCGUCGGUCCGCUGGGCCUACGUGGUGGUAGAAAAUUCGUAAAGCGGGCGAGCACUUUGCGCACACGUGUUGACCACCCUAAAUCUCAGUCCUCAGUUUUUAUGAAUCAUAAAAACUACUCGAUUUUAUUAAUAAGAAAUUGAAUUACGCGCUUAUAUUCAAUCACGUGAUCACAGCUACGUCACAGAGUAUGUUCGGAAAUGAAAUUUCGGUUAGUAGUUAGGUUGGUAGCCCUACGCUAACCAACCGCCCGACGUUCAGCGCGUGUAAACAGUAGAUGGUUAGCACAGCUGAUUGUUGGGGUUCGGAGCAAGUCAAUGUUAUUGCAAUAAAGUUGAUCUAUUUAUCAACACAUUAUGAACGUAAUUGAGGUGUUUGAUGAUAUCCUAUCAUCGACCGAUUCUGAUAGUGAUGAACAAAGUGAUGUAGAUGAAAUGUUUGAUGACAUUUUCGAUGAUUAUGAAGCCAAUGAUCAUCGUAUUCCACGAGUUGAAAAUUUUGUAGUUAAUGUUGUACACAACCUCAAAUCUCACAUAUAGUCACAUGGCAUGCUCAUCAGUCACCAUCGCGGAAAUCAGCUCGCCUAACCGUCUAUUGUUUACACGCGCUGAACGUCGGUCAGUCGGUUAGCGUAGGGCUACCAACCUAACUACUAUCCGAAAUUUAAUUUCCGAACAUACUCACAGGUGGGUUACGGUAAGCCACCUAUAGUGACGCUUCUUGCGUUCAUGCGUUCCUAAAGACAUCUGCAACCCUGCAGUGAGCAUGCGCGGAUUAACAGCUGCUGUUCGCCUGUUUUUGGCAACACACGCGUCAGUCGCAGCCGGCAGUACUCGCAGGCUCGCAGCGGAGUCUAGCGAGUGUGUAUUGUAUACAGUUAGUCUGUUACUGUGCACUGGUCGCUGAGUACACUUUUCUUUCAGCACCUCGAUUUGCGUUAUAACCUCAAAGUGAAAGUUGAAAUAAAGAAUUUUAUUUUGCACAUGAAAUCUUGCACCUAAAGAUGCCGCCUAAUCGUGAAUCCAGUGGCGAAUCUGGAUCAGAUUCAGAGAGUGGCUCUGCUUCGUCUGCCUCAAGUCGCAGUGGCAGUCCAGCAUCUUCGCAUGCCCCAGCUCAGACUCCUAGAGCUGCUACAACCGAUCAUUCAGAAGAUGAAGCUGGUCAAAGGACCAGUCGCUCUAGAUCUGUUAGCAGGUCUCCAAGCAGAAACAAGUCGGCUAGUCCCUCUUCUCAUAAAUCUGCUAGUCCAAGGUCGCAAAAAUCUGCUCGGUCUCAAAGUAAAUCACCUGCCAGAUCGGGCUCUCGUCACUCCAGUGCCAAAUCUGUAGGAAGUAACAAAUCAGGCUCUCAUAGAUCCAGAAGUGGUUCAGCUCAUUCUGCACGCUCUGGAAGUGUCACUUCGGCAAAGUCUAAUGCAUCCAGGUCCCCUUCACCCAAUGGAAGCCACAGAUCUAUCAGUCCUAAAUCAGGUGCUAGUCAAAGAUCUGGAAGUCAUGUUUCAAGAAGAUCUGCUAGUCAGGCUUCUAAGAGAUCUGGAAGUCAUGUCUCAAGGAGAUCUGGAAGUCAUGUCUCAAGGAGAUCUGGAAGUCAUGUCUCAAGGAGAUCUGGAAGUCAUGUCUCAAGGAGAUCUGGUAGUCAGACUUCAAGGAGAUCUGGAAGUCAUGUCUCAAGAAGGUCUGGUAGUCAGGCUUCAAAGAGAUCUGGAAGUCAUGUGUCAAGGAGGUCUGGUAGUCGUGCUUCCAGAAGAUCAGGCAGUCAAGCAUCAAAAAGAUCUGGCAGCAAUGCUUCCAGAAGGUCUGGAAGUCAAAUCUCCAAAAGAUCAGGAAGUCAAACUUCUAGAAGAUCAGGAAGCCAAACUUCCAGAAGAUCAGGUAGCCAAACAUCUAGAAGAUCUGGGAGUCAUACUUCCAGAAGAUCGGGUAGUCAAACUUCUAGAAGAUCUGGUAGCCAAACUUCCAGAAGAUCAGGUAGCCAAACAUCUAGAAGAUCUGGAAGCCCAGCUUCUAAGAGAUCUGGUAGCCGUACUUCUAGAAGAUCCAGAAGCCAAACUUCCAGGCGAUCAGGAAGCCAAGCAUCUAAAAGAUCAGGGAGUCAGACAUCGAGGAGAUCUGCUAGCCAGGGCUCAGAUAAGUCCAAACAGGAGAGCAAGAAACGGCUUCUGAUUGAUAGUGAUCAGUCAGAUUCGGAUACAGAAAAAUCGGCAAAGAAAAAGCAGCGCAAGUUAAUCGACUCCGACUCAGAGCCUGACGACGAGAUCCAGCGUGCGAGUGCUGCUAAUGCUGAGGAGGAACAACCAACUGCUGAUGCGCUUUUUGGCGAUGCUAGCGAUAUUAGUAGUGAUGACGACAAAGAGGAAGAGGAGAAGGAGGCCGACGUAAUCGAAAGAAGGAGUCGCAGUAAGAGCAGGAGUCGGAGCAGAAGUCGCAGCAGGAGUAGAAGUCGCGAGCGAUCCGAAGAAAAAACCCAGGUCCCUGUUAUCGAAGAUGAUGAAGAAAAGGAAAAGGAAGAAGAACCCGAACCUCCACCAGAAACUAGAAUUGACGUCGAGAUCCCAAAGAUCACUACCGAUCUGGGCCGCGAAAUACAUUUUGUAAAACUCCCGAAUUUCUUGUCAGUUGAAACUCGACCUUUCGAUCACGAGACGUACGAAGAUGAAAUCGAUGAAGAAGAGACUCUUGACGAGGAGGGACGCGCUAGACUAAAACUCAAAGUCGAAAAUACGAUAAGGUGGAGAGAGGAAUUUUCAGAUGAUGGCAAGCCGGAAAGGCAGAGUAAUGCAAGAUUCGUCAGAUGGUCAGAUGGCAGCAUGUCUCUUCAUCUUGGUUCUGAAAUUUUCGAUGUAUACAAGCAGCCACUGCAGGGUGAUCACAAUCAUUUGUUCAUCAGACAGGGUACGGGUCUGCAAGGACAGGCUGUCUUCAGAACUAAACUAACCUUCCGUCCACACUCGACCGAGUCGUUCACUCACAGAAAGAUGACAAUGUCUCUGGCUGAUCGUUCACAGAAAACUUCAGGCAUCAAGGUGUUAUCGCAUGUCGGCAUGAAUCCUGAUCAAAAUAAAUAUGAAAUGAUCAAGAAAGAAGAGGAAAAGCUGCGUAUGGCGAUGCGCGUGCAGAGCAAAUCCAAAAAGCCAAGUGGUGGUGGCAGAGGAGCAAACCGAGCGGCAGCAGCUUAUGGUAACGAUCCUUACCAUGACGAAGGGUCCGACGACGAAAAUGCUAUUUCGCUUGCAGCCAUCAAGAACAAGUACAAGAACAAACCGGCGGGAGGUGGCGCCGUUUCGAAACUGGCCCAAAAUAUUUACUCUUCGGACGAGGAAGGAUCAGAUUUUGAAGCUGGUCGACCAAAGAAACAUCCGAAAAAAGCUCUUAAAGACUCAGACGAAGAGUCCAAGUCUGGCUCCGAAGAUGAUUCUGGUAGUGCUGAAGAUCACGAAGAGGCAGAAAAGUCUGCAGAUGGCGAUAGCGAUUAAUAAUUGUAGUAUGUAAAAAUGUAUUUUGUAAAGAAAGUGACUGAUAUUAAAAGCAAAUGAUUUCUUAUAACAA